UGUGGAAUAAAACAUCGAUCAAGAACGAUAAGCAUCUGCCAGCACUAAACCUAACCUCACUUCCUACUUAGUGUUUACAAUUUCUCUAAAAAUGAAUUCUUUAAAUAAAAUAUUAAAUACAGGCAAAUCGUUAAAUACUUACUCAAAAAUAACAGCGCGACGAUGUCUGUCCAACAUCUCAGAGGAAUACAUGAGACAAGGUGAAAUAUUCGCCUACGAACAAAAAAGGCAGCAUGAAGCAGUCGGUAGGAUUGAAAAGAUCGAUGUACAGUAUGAGGGGCAACCGGAAAGCUGCCGUUUUAUUAUGAAUAAGAACAUCUCCACUCCAUAUGACUGUGCUAACCAUUUGGGAGAGAAGAUUCAAAAUCGAUCCACAGUGGCAUUGAUAAACCAGAAAACCCUAUGGCACAUGCACAAACCUUUGCCGGAUUCAUGUGUUUUAGAGUUGUUGCAUUAUCAUAUUCCAAACCCCAGUUCCGUCAAUAAAGUUUUCUGGAGGACAUGCAGCUUUUUAUUAGGAGCAGUGGCAUCAGACGCCUUUAAAUCCAAUGUAGAGUUACAUUUGCACAGCUUUCCAAGUCCCAACGUUAAAUCUGGUAGUUUUGUAUAUGACAUUCAACUGGGGCUAGAUAACUGGGAGCCUACAAAAUCAGAGCUGAAAGUCCUUUCAUUAGAAUUUAUAAAAUUCUGCCAAAAAGGGCAAAAAAUUGAAUGUCUUGACGUAACUAAAAAUAUUGCCUUAGAAAUCUUCAAAAAUAACCCACAUAAAAGUCAGCAAAUCCCAGAUAUAGCAGCCCAUAAUGGUGACAAAGUGACAUUGUUCAAAGUGGGACCUCAUAUAGAUAUCAGUAGAGGGCCAAUGUUGCCUAAUACAAACCAAUUAGGCAGAGCCACUGUUACUAAUGUUAUUAAAUUGGACACGGAUGUUCAGGGGGCCCCUUUGUAUAGGUUUCAAGGAGUGGCACUGCCCAACUGUAUUCACUUAAAUCACUUUGCUUAUGGUCUUAUUGAAGAUAGAGGAAGGAUUUUGAAUUCAGGAAGGCUUCCUGGUGAUCAUGGAACCCUUAAUGAAGAAAAUAGUUUUAUGGCUCAUAUAAAUCAAUAAAGUUUAUUUUAGUUUCUUCAG
This is a messenger RNA of Anthonomus grandis grandis, 1126 nucleotides long. It is a transcript of the gene mRpL39, whose product is annotated as 39S ribosomal protein L39, mitochondrial. The transcript is spliced from 5 exons. Bases 92 to 1105 code for a protein of 337 amino acids. Gene Ontology annotation, biological process: threonyl-tRNA aminoacylation. NCBI's taxonomy places the organism in Eukaryota, Metazoa, Arthropoda, Insecta, Coleoptera, Curculionidae. Gene Ontology annotation, molecular function: nucleotide binding; threonine-tRNA ligase activity. Gene Ontology annotation, cellular component: mitochondrion. The record is from RefSeq and is a predicted model, not a curated record.